Molecule: messenger RNA, 1997 nt
Organism: Peromyscus leucopus (white-footed mouse)
Lineage: Eukaryota; Metazoa; Chordata; Mammalia; Rodentia; Cricetidae
Gene: As3mt
Product: arsenite methyltransferase
Exons: 10
Coding region: 296-1459 (387 amino acids)
Biological process (GO): toxin metabolic process; arsonoacetate metabolic process
Cellular component (GO): cytosol
Molecular function (GO): arsenite methyltransferase activity
Source: RefSeq, a predicted model, not a curated record
AAACUCAGAGAUCUGCCAGCCUCUCCUCCAGUCUCUGUCUUGAGUGCUGGAAUUAAAGGCACAGCGCGACGCCUGAUACCUGCAAAAUUCGGAGAGCUGUGCACUAAGGAAGGUGAAUGUUAUAGAUGUAAAUAACAUCUCAAUGAAGGACUUAAUGAGCCGGAUGGCGGAAAGGUGAUUGCAUUCCACAAGGAGGAAAAUAGAUGUGGGUGUUCAUUUAAGGCACACACAGAAUUUAUAAAUGAAACUCUGGAUCAGCAAAGGAAGAUGUUAGCUAAUAAAACCAUUAUACGGGAUGCAAGGACUCCAUGGUGACAAUGAGACUCAGCAGUGUGUAGGGCUAGAUUGCUGCGGGCGGCUUUGCAUCCACCCCUGCGGGGUUGCAGGUCAGCCAGGAGGCGUGGCCUCGGCGCUGCUCCGAGCGGAGUUGGGUUAUCCCAGGUGCAGGAACGUGGAGUCAUGGCCGCUCCCCGAGACGCUGAGAUCCACAAGGACGUUCAGGUAUUAUGGCUGUGGUCUGGUUGUCCCUGAGCUCCUGGAAAACUGCCGGAUUUUGGAUCUGGGUUGCGGAAGUGGCAGAGACUGCUAUGUGCUUAGCCAGCUAGUUGGCGAGAAGGGACAUGUCACUGGAAUAGACAUGACUGAGGUCCAGGUGGACGUGGCUAAAACCUAUCUUGAGUACCACAUGGAAAAAUUUGGUUUCCAGGCACCCAAUGUGACUUUUAUUCACUGCUGCAUUGAGAAGCUGGCAGAGGCUGGGGUGCAGAAGGAGAGCCAUGACAUCGUUGUAUCCAAUUGUGUUAUCAACCUUGUCCCUGAUAAAGGACAAGUGCUUCGGGAGGUGUAUCACGUGCUCAAGUAUGGUGGGGAGCUGUAUUUCAGUGACGUCUAUGCUAGCCUUGAAGUACCAGAAGACAUCAAGUCACACAAGGUUUUAUGGGGUGAAUGCCUGGGUGGUGCUUUGUACUGGAAGGAUCUUGCCAUCAUUGCCCAGAAAAUUGGGUUCUGUCCUCCGCGUUUGGUCACUGCCAAUCUCAUUACAGUUCAAAACAAGGAACUAGAAAGUGUUCUUGGUGACUGUCGCUUUGUGUCUGCCACGUUUCGACUCUUCAAACUCCCUAAGACAGAACCAGCUAAAAGAUGCCGAGUUGUUUACAAAGGAGGAAUCACAGGGCAUGAAAGAGAACUAAUCUUCGAUGCAAAUUUCACGUUCAAGGAAGGCGAAGCUGUUGACGUGGAUGGAGAGACCGCGGCUAUCUUGAAGAACUCACGUUUUGCUCCAGAGUUUCUCUUCACACCUGUUGGAGCCGAGCUGCUGGUUGCCCAGGGCUGUUCUGGAUUAGAAACAAAGGAUAUAAUCAGAGAUCCAUUCAAGCUUGCAGAGGAAUCUGACAAGGGGAAGCCCAGACAUGCACCCGACGGCUCUGGAGGCUGCUGUGGCAAAAAGAAAAGCUGCUAGAUCGAAGGCCAUCCCAGAGCUCACCGCAAGAGCAGCAGGCCACAAAAGAACGGCUCACAUAGGCUUUUAAACCCACUCUUCCCCCGUGCAGAGAUUACGGGAAGAUGGCAAAGGCGCCACAAUCUAGAUUACUCCGAAGUGUGAGUUUUAGAAGGUAUUAAUCUAAGGUUCACAGCAAAUCACUAGUGUUUCUAUUUCACUAUUUCAGAGUUCUGGUGCCACCUAGUGGUCAGAAGUAGAACUUGGAAGCUUAUUAAAAUUGGAGGAGGAUGGUGGGAGAACAUCUUCCUUCUGGCCUACCACAGGACACAUCUGCAUUUUUCUCUGUAUUUCCUCAGGAAGCAGAAUCCCUACUAAAUUUACACUAACUAUGCCAAAAUAUUGUCAAGUCAAAUUUUGUAGGAAUACCCUUCAGUUCCCUGUCUUCAACCUUUUCUUCUUUCUUUCUGUAAUUGAAUGAAGAAUAAAAUGAAUAAUAAAUUUGACCUUAGUUCACUUUGAUGAUUGACAUCAUAGUGACUGUCCUGGUCUGUCUUAA